AUGCUCUGGAGGACAGGGGCGUAUAUCUCGGGAUCAGCUGUAUUAACAGUGAUAUAUCCAGGGUUAUUCGAACCGGGAGAUCUCGAUUUCUACGUACCCAAGGAAAGAUCGUCAGAGUUGGCAGAGCAUCUUCGUCACUCGGGAGGUUGGAAGAGAUUGCGAAAAGGGGAAUAUAGUUUGGUCAACAAGCGGCCUUUUGCUGGUUAUCGAAAGCUGCCUCUUAUCGAGGAUGUGGGUUACUGGUACAACGAAAGCCAAGACAUGAUUAUAAACGUCAUCGUUACAUCGACACCAUCCGCUCUGCCGGCGAUACUGGCAUUCCAUUCUACAGUGGUCAUGAACGUCAUCGGUUAUUGCGGCGUGUUGUCAUUCUAUAGGGAUCUGACGGUUAGGAAGACAGGCUGGAUCAACAUAAAGGGUGGUGGAAUUUCGCAGCGAGACAGAAGAUGGUUGAAGAAGUACGAAGAUCGGGGCUUCUCGCUGCACAGGGACUCGAGGAUGAACAAGGGUCCGGGUGAGCACGUAUGUGGUGUGGCGUACACAUGCGGGCAGAGUAGGAGGUCGAUUUUAGACGGGGGGGUCGGAUACGUGCCAUUCAUGGGGUACAGGGACAAGGAGAAGGGAGAAGUGCUGAAAAGCAUUGAAGAAGUGUUGGAGUGGCGGCCCGGCGGGCGAUCAACAUGCGUUGUCACGGGGUUUGUGGGAAGAUGGGAGGGUGGGUAA
Coprinopsis cinerea okayama7#130 is the source of this 723-nucleotide messenger RNA. RefSeq lists its product as hypothetical. The record is from RefSeq and is a predicted model, not a curated record. NCBI's taxonomy places the organism in Eukaryota, Fungi, Basidiomycota, Agaricomycetes, Agaricales, Psathyrellaceae. The coding region runs from base 1 to 723 and encodes 240 amino acids. The transcript has 2 exons.